Molecule: messenger RNA, 2125 nt
Organism: Pseudo-nitzschia multistriata
Lineage: Eukaryota; Bacillariophyta; Bacillariophyceae; Bacillariales; Bacillariaceae
Source: the annotation of a GenBank genome assembly
CUACAGGCUUUUCUCGCCACACCCCAACAAAAAAACCGCAAGGAUGAUCGUCCUCUCUCCGAUUUGCAAGGAGCUAGAGGAAUUCACCCCCUAUCCAUUUUACUUUUUGCAAAUGGAAGCAGAGAAAAAGAAGCAAAAGACCGAACACAAAGGAGGCAUGUUUUCAUCGACCCCACCGAAGAUUGUACCCGGUAAGUGACGCGAUUCGAAAGCUCAAGAGAAACGCGGUUGCCCCGGGUGGGCGAAGACAUCCCGCUUGGCUCUCGCAGGCACGAUUGGCUUGGUUUGGGUUGGUUUGGCUUUGGUUGUGCGAGAACGAAGCAGGAUCGACCACGGCGUGGCUGCCGUGUGUUGCGAUGCCUUGUGAUGCGAUGCUACGUGAUGCGAUGCUAUGUGAUGCCAAACGGCCCUUUGCGAUCUUUUGAACUGUUGACUCAACACAAGCAACCGUCUGCCAUGUGCUCUGCUUCGCUUCGCUUCGCUUUGCUUUGCUUCACUCCACACAGUGACCGUCCUGACGGGCUUUCUCGGAAGCGGGAAGACGACCCUCCUGAACCACAUCCUGAACGAUGGCAACCACGGAAUGAAGUUCGCCAUCAUCGAGAACGAGUUUGGCGAGGUGGGCGUCGACGAGAACAUUUUGUCGGAGAACGCCGACGAGGAGGUCAUCGAGGUGAUGAACGGGUGCAUCUGCUGCACGGUCCGGGGGGACCUGGUGGUGGCCCUCAAGAAGCUCUACGACCGCGUGGAGAAGUUCGACGGGGUYAUCAUCGAGACCACCGGCCUGGCCGACCCCGCCCCCGUCGUGCAGACCUUUUUCGUCGACGAGGACGUCAAGGCCAAGUACCGCCUCGACGCGGUCAUCACCGUCGUGGACGCCAAGCACAUCAUGGCGCGACUCAAGGAAGAAAAGCCGGAGGGCGUCGAGAACGAGUCGGUCGAGCAGAUUGCCUUUGCCGACAAGGUCCUCCUCAACAAGAUCGACCUGGUGCCCGACGCCGAGGAGCUGGCCAAGAUCGAGGGGGAGAUCAAGAAGAUCAACCCCGCCGCCGCCAUCAAGCGGACCCAGCACAGCAAGCUCGACCCCAAGGAGCUCCUCAACAUCCAGGCCUUUGAGCUGGACCGCGUCCUCGAGUUCGAGCCGGACUUUCUGGACGAGGACGGCGAGCACAUGCACGACGAAACGGUCACCUCGGUGGCCCUCAAGGUCAAGGGAGACCCCCUCAACGUCAACCUCAUGCAGCGCUGGAUCCAGCGCCUGGUCACGGAGGACGGUGCCAAUCUCUACCGGUACAAGGGAGUGGUACGUGGAGCAGCGCAGGAUUGGAUUGGAUUGGAUUGGAUUGAAUUGUGUCGCCUCGGACCUUGUCGGUGGUUUGCAACGGUCGUUGUUUGUCUCACAUUGCUUUUCUUGCCCGGACUCUCGCUUUUGUCGUCGCUGUCGUUCUUGUCGCUGUUGUUGUUGUUCGUUUCAUUCGCCGUCGAUUUGUGGAUAGCUUGCCGUCAAGGGAAUGGACGAAAAGUUUGUCUUCCAGGGCGUCGGAAUGAUCUUUUCGGGAGGUUUCGACGAACAACCCUGGAAGGAGCCCGAGGAGGAGCGCGAGAGCCGGUUCGUCUUUAUCGGAAAGAACCUCAACCACGAGUUCCUCCGGGAGGGCUUUAUGGCCUGCCGCGUCACCGACAAGCUCCGGUUCGAGAUCGGCCAGGAGGUCGAGGCGAACGUCGGGGAGUUCACCAAGGGGGUCGUCGUCAAGCACUGGGACGAGGGAAACGCCUACCGCAUCCAGCUGAACAACGACGCCAAGGUCAACGUCUGGGCGCCCAUCGACAUUGACGCCUACGUGCGCGCCCCCGGCAGCGGGGGCAAGGCCUAGGCACCGGAUGUGAUUGUUAACAAUGCCCCGCGGAGCAAAACAGAAACGCCGCAGAACAGAACACAACACAACCGCGGCACGGACCGCCGAACUUUUUACGCUUUUUUUGGUUUCGUGURGGAGGUAGGCACACCCCCGGGAUGGGAUGGGACGGAAAGAGCAGCACAAACCCAGCCAGCCAAGCACUGCUACGUUUGAUAGUAUAGUACAGUUAGUUUAUAGUGGUACACCAUAACGCAAAAUUUAUUAUA